This is a messenger RNA of Gryllus bimaculatus (two-spotted cricket), 324 nucleotides long. The record is from the annotation of a GenBank genome assembly. NCBI's taxonomy places the organism in Eukaryota, Metazoa, Arthropoda, Insecta, Orthoptera, Gryllidae.
GGCGCGUCGGGGGCGGCGGCGGCGGGCGUCUGCCUGGAGUCGCCCGCGCUGCUCGCGCAGAUGUUCGUCGUGACGCGCGACGGCGCCGUCAUGGCCGACGAGAGCGUCUGCCUGGACGCGCCGGGCCACAACGACGACUCCACCCGCCGCCCCAAGGCGCGGCUCAGCAUGUGCGCCGACACGCCGCGCCAGAGGUGGCGCUACGACACGCAGGAUUUCUCAGGAGAAUUCCCAUUCCUCAGGAGAAAUCCUGUAAACAAAGAAUCAAAGAACACGUGUCCGGGUAACUCCGUCGCGGAGAGAGGAAAUGGAAACAUAAACUGA